AUGAAACGCCUCACCCUAUAUUCUUCAUACAGCGGAGACACAAAUCCCAGGCCUAGCGGCUUUAUCUCCCACACGCUCGCAAUUUUGGUAAAUGAUGCACCCGGGGUGCUUAACAGAGUAACAGGAAUUUUUGCAGGGCGAGGAUACAACAUUCAGAGUUUAGAAGUUGGUCCAGCUGAGACUCCAGGAACCUCACGAAUUUUGACAGUAAUCCCGGCUACCGAUGAAUCUAUAAAGAAACUACUGAGUCAACUUUCGAAACUCAUUGAUGUUCUUGCGGUACAAGAUAUUACACAUCAGUCCUUUUCAGAAAGGGAGCUGAUGCUUAUCAGGGUUGCUACCACAUCUGCCGUCCGCCGUGAGGUCCUGGACGUGGCCGCUAUUUUCCGUGCCAAGCCUGUCAAUCUCUCCAACCGCACCAUAACUCUCGAGGUGACCUUGAGAAAAUGGCGGCAUUGCAGCGUUUGCUAGAACCUUUUGGCAUCCUCGAGGUGGCUAGAACAGGACGAGUAGCACUUUUACGUGAAGAUGGCGUGGACACUAAGUACUUGAGACAAUUUCACCCUGUAACCUCCACUUUUUCCUAACAACUAAUCAGCCCCACAGCAUUUUCUCAGUUUUGCAGCAAGGAAUCGAUUGUAUUCAUGAUCAACUUAGCUUCAUUUCACACACUGGACAUGACACCCUUAUUUAUCUCUCAUGUAUUUUGUCACCACCUUUGGAAGUCCUGGGCACUUCUAGUGCUCGGAACAUUUUCCUUGGGGUUACCAUUGCUGAUUCCAUUGUCGAAUCUUAAGUUUUUAUUUCAAUGGAAAUUACUAAUGAGGAGCUCCA
Messenger RNA from Physcomitrium patens, 834 nucleotides. Lineage: Eukaryota; Viridiplantae; Streptophyta; Bryopsida; Funariales; Funariaceae. The record is from RefSeq and is a predicted model, not a curated record.